AUGAGAUCCACAGUUACUUCUUGUAUUUUAUUAUUAAUGGUAUGGGGCAUCAACAUGGCCUCUGCCAGAAAUAAGUCGACCAUUACAAUAUUUACAACUAAAACGUCAUGGAAUGACGCAUACUGUACGUGUAAAUACAAUGACAUGGAUUUGUUGAUGGCAAAGACACAAGGUACUAUGGCCGUAACGAAGAUUUUUCUACAAAGAACAUUGACAAAUAACGACUUCUGGUUUGGUCUUCAUCUUGAUAAACGUAUUGCUAAUGGAUAUACAUAUAAAUGGAUUGAUGACAGUGCACUGGGAACAUGGGAUAACUGGUACUCAACAGAGCCCGAUCGUCAAAGUAGAGAAAAGUGUGUCCGUAUUGACGGGAAUCACUUCAGUUGGAAAACAAUGUUCUGUUAUAAACAGUAUGAAUUUGUUUGUCAAAAAGAAACCGGUUCGUGUACUAUGGAAGUGGAUCAUACAAUUAUGAGUAAUGAACCUUAUUAUAAUGUGACUGCAACAAAAACCGAAUGUAUACGGAUUUGUAAGGUACAACAGGACAACUGUUAUGGCACAAUCCGGACCUCCAAUGUACCAUAUACAGACAGUAGUGACGAUCCUCGACGACAGUGUUCACUGACACAGUAUCCUUCUUCUUCAACAGAACCGACAUCACCCUACACGGCAAGAACAACUGCUCCAAUUACUUCAAAGCAACAAUCGACAUCACAAGAACAACCAACUCCAUCAUCGCCAUCGGAUUUAUUCGUAACAGAUAGCACUACAUCAACAACGCCUGAACAAUCACCUUUAUUGAUACCUGCAACAUCAAACAUCACAUCUUCUACGAUAACUAAAUCAACAGCUACAACUACAAAGACAAAAGAUAUGUGGAUGCCCUUGUUUAAGAAGAGCAAAGAAAACAGCCGAAAACGUCGAGAAGGAAUCAGAUGA
Molecule: messenger RNA, 939 nt
Organism: Lottia gigantea (owl limpet)
Lineage: Eukaryota; Metazoa; Mollusca; Gastropoda; Lottiidae
Exons: 6
Coding region: 1-939 (312 amino acids)
Source: RefSeq, a predicted model, not a curated record